Chinchilla lanigera (long-tailed chinchilla) is the source of this 1854-nucleotide messenger RNA. RefSeq names its product L-2-hydroxyglutarate dehydrogenase (gene L2hgdh). Bases 81 to 1472 code for a protein of 463 amino acids. The record is from RefSeq and is a predicted model, not a curated record. NCBI's taxonomy places the organism in Eukaryota, Metazoa, Chordata, Mammalia, Rodentia, Chinchillidae. The transcript has 10 exons. Gene Ontology annotation, molecular function: (S)-2-hydroxyglutarate dehydrogenase activity; (S)-2-hydroxy-acid oxidase activity.
GGGGCCAGGGAGCGGCGGGAUCCGCGUAGAGUUCAAGUGGCCGUCCUUGGGGGCAGGGAACGGGAGGGGGAUCGCAGGCGAUGGUCUCGGCGCUGCGUUUCUUGGGUGGCGCCUGCGCACGGGCCCGCGGGGCGUCCCCCGGGGGCUUCCCCCGGGCGAGAGGGCCGGCGCCCGGGAGGCCCUGGCCGCUGUGCGGGGGUGUCCGCAGCGGCAGCACCAGCUCAUUUGACAUAGUCGUUGUGGGCGGUGGAAUUGUGGGGCUUGCCUCUGCCAGAGCACUCAUCCUGCGACAUCCUGCACUUUCCGUUGGCCUCCUGGAAAAGGAGAAAGAUUUAGCUGUUCACCAGACUGGACAUAACAGUGGUGUCAUACAUAGUGGAAUUUAUUAUAAACCUGAAUCCCUGAAAGCUAAAUUAUGUGUACAAGGUGCCACUCUCAUCUAUGAGUAUUGUAACCAAAAGGGAAUUUCCUACAAGCAAUGUGGCAAGCUAAUAGUAGCUGUUGAACAAGAAGAAAUUCCCAGACUUCAGGCUUUAUAUGAGAGGGGCCUGCAGAAUGGUGUCCGGGGCUUGAGGCUGAUCCAGCAGGAGGAUAUAAAAAAGAAGGAGCCGUAUUGCAGGGGUCUAAUGGCUAUUGAUUGUCCAUACACUGGCAUUGUGGAUUAUCGACAGAUAGCUUUGUCGUUUGCCCACGAUUUCCAAGAAGCAGGUGGCUCUGUCAUCACCGAUUUUGAAGUGAAAGAUAUUGAAAUGGCCAAAGAAAGCCCUUCCAGCAGUAAAGAUGGGAUGAAAUAUCCAAUUGUGAUAAAGAAUACAAAGAGAGAGGAAAUUCGAUGUCAGUAUGUUGUGACAUGUGCAGGACUUUACUCAGACCGUAUUUCAGAGUUGAGUGGCUGCAGUCCUGAUCCUCGAAUUGUACCAUUCCGGGGAGAUUACCUGCUUUUGAAGCCAGAAAAAAGCUAUCUUGUGAAAGGAAAUAUUUACCCGGUCCCAGAUAGCCGGUUCCCUUUCUUAGGAGUUCACUUUACGCCAAGAAUGGAUGGUAGUAUUUGGCUGGGGCCUAAUGCAGUACUUGCCUUUAAACGGGAAGGUUAUAGACCCUUUGACUUCAGUGCCAGAGAUGCCAUGGAUAUAAUUAUCAACAGUGGCUUAAGUAAACUGAUUUUCCAGAAUUUCUCCUAUGGAGUUAAUGAAAUGUAUAAAGCCUGUUUUCUUGGUGCAACAGUGAGGCACCUUCAAAAGUUUAUCCCUGAAAUUACUACCAGUGAUAUACUCAGAGGUCCAGCUGGAGUGAGAGCCCAAGCCCUGGACAGAGAGGGCAACCUGGUGGAAGAUUUUGUAUUUGAUGGGGGAGUUGGGGACUUUGGAAAUCGAAUUCUUCAUGUGAGAAAUGCACCUUCUCCUGCUGCCACUUCUUCCCUCGCAAUUUCUGGAAUGAUUGUAGACGAAAUACAGCAAAGAUUUGCGUUGUAAAUAAUGAAAGGGGCUAGAUACGCAUUGUAACGUCCACAUCAGCAACAAGAAUGUACUGUACUAAUUGCGUUUUUAACUACGAUUUAAACAGAUGGUUUUAAAAUCUCACUUUUAGGUAAAAAAUAACCAAUGAAUUAUUAAAAUUAUGUAACAUAGAAAUGAUUUUGUAAAAAGUUAAAGUACACAUUCUUUCACUUUGCGAAUGGAGAAAAAAGUGCAGUUUUAUCUGUCCUGAAUUCCUGACAUCGUUAAUGAUCUUUUCUUACUAGUCAUGAUCAAAAGAUUUGGCUCUUUUAGAAUUUUGGGUAAAGGGGCUGGGGAUUUAGCUCAGCGGCAAAGCGCCUGCCUGGCAAGCGCAAGGUUGUGAGUUCGGUUCCUGGUA